Xiphophorus maculatus (southern platyfish) is the source of this 2830-nucleotide messenger RNA. RefSeq names its product tripartite motif-containing protein 16-like. Lineage: Eukaryota; Metazoa; Chordata; Actinopteri; Cyprinodontiformes; Poeciliidae. The record is from RefSeq and is a predicted model, not a curated record. The coding region runs from base 1257 to 2633 and encodes 458 amino acids. Gene Ontology annotation, molecular function: protein binding. The transcript has 5 exons.
UAGAGAAGCCAUGUUGUGAUAACUUCCUGUAGGUGGAGCUUCAGAAAGAGCAGGUGUUUUUAAAGAGACAGAGGCCCAAUUUCAAGGCGUUUAAUUGGGAAGUUAAACUUCUUUAAGUCAUAUUUGCUAGAGCAUUUUGAUAAUAAUUGAAGGUGACAGUUACUUUAUUUGCUAUAAAAUGUCACUCUGUGCCUGGAAAACUCAUAAUAUUGCCCCUUUAAUACUAGACUUGUAAAUAAAUGAAGAGAUCUUUCAAUUUUAAAAUGUAAUGGAGAAAGCGGAUCUGUUGCUAUCAUUCUUAACUACUUUGACCAAGCAGAACAUAUUUCUGUAAGCAGUUCUGUUUGGGCCACUCCUUUUAAACCAUCAGAAAAUCAAAUAAACAGACUUUUAAUUGCCCAUUUUGACAGCAACCAUCCUCCAUAUGAAUAUUAUUUUUUAGCAAUGCAUCUUUACUUUUAUUGGCUUGCUGCAUGCUGCUGUAAAGGCAUAGACCUCUGGGAUUUUUAAUAUCUACAAAAAAUUAUUAAGAAAUCUGGGAGCAGAAAGAGAUUAAAUUGGAUGCAACACAGGUUGCAUCAUUUUAACUGUAAAAAAGGAAACAAAUAAAGUUUCUAAUUAACAACAGUUUAAAAAAAAACAGUUCUAAUUAGUUCCAGUCUCCAAUCUCCAAUCUAACGUCUUGGACAUUAGAACAAGUUCAGACGUUAAUAAUUUUCAUCAAGAAUGUGGAACUAAAACCAUGCUGAAAAUCAGGAAAUGUUGCAUAUCUGCUUCUAUAGAAACAUGUUUCAAAUGUAAAAAUGUAAAAAGUAACUGACUGGAGUCAUUGUUUUCUUACUGAAAACAUUUCAUUUCUCCGUAUGAUUUGGGACCCAAAGGGACCGUCCUACUGAAACUGCCCGGGGCCCUUCAGGAGUUAAGCCCGGCCCUGACCCAAACAUAUGUUGGAUUUUCCUUCUUUUCAAAGCAGAAACCAGAACUGCUGCUUCCUGUAGCCAAUCACGUCCUCCGGUGAAUGAAAUAUGGAGUCAAACAGGUCGGACGGCAGCGGGAUGAGCCGAGUGACAGAAAGUUUCUGAGGGAGACGCUGGUUCCUUUCUGAGGCCGGAUCUGUUGUUGUUUGGUUUUUAAAUGAAGGAUGAGGGAAAAAUGCGACUGAGGCAGCGAUAGGUCUCCAUGCUGAAUUCAGAUUUCAAGGCACAUCGGAACAUGUUGAAAAUCAGAAUAUUAAAGCCUGAAGCACACUGAGGAAAAUGAGUGUUCCUAAAGAACCGCCAGCGGUGAAGCGGACUGAAACACGGGAGGAUGACGACAUCGGGCCAAAGGAGCCGAAAGGUAAAGACGAGCAGGGAAAGGAUUUCCCUAAAACGACUCAAACAGCAAAACCAGCGUUCAAUCCUCUGACUCUCAUCAAAGAGGACUUCAACCAGAUUAAAGAGGAAAUGAAGAAAAUGUUCAAGGACAAAGACUCGGAUCCCAAACCGAGCCAAUCAGCGGAGAAGAGUAGCGGCCCUCUGACACUCUUGAAAGAGGAACUCUCCAACGUUUUCAGGUUUGGUCCUUCGAGAGAUCGAGAGAACAAGAACGUGGAAAAGAAGGAAGAUUCCAGGAACAACCCCAGGACAAAAGCCUCAAGAGGAGAGAGACCAGAUGAAACGCCAAAGAGUCUGUUCAGGAGGGAGAACCCUCUCCUGAAGACGGCUCAAACAAAUCAGGCUAAAAAGAGCAAAGCAGACUUAGAAAUAAAUCCAACAAAACAAAACAAAGAAACUGAAAACACACAGAAAUCUAACGACCCGAUAAACUGUCUGGAUAAAUCCAGGGUCAGUCAGGUGACUGAUUGUGGUUCAGAGAAGAGACCCGAGAAGAUAAAGACUCCAAAACCACAAAGUGAGAAGCUGUUUGCAUCAGCAGCAGCUCCUGAAAAAAGUCUAACUAGAAUCUGGGAGAACGAAGAAAAAGAAGAAAAUGAACCUUUAGAAAAGGUUCUGUCCUCUGAAGUCAGUUUAAUCCCUCUAAGAACCAACCUGAGUCAUCAGCCAACAGAAGACUUCUGGUCUCUGAAAAACUCUGCGAUUUAUCUGACCUUUGACCCCAACACGGCCAACUCAGAGCUUCGCUUAGCUGAUGGCAACCGAAAGGCAAGUCGAGACUGGUUGACAGUUCAGCGUGCGGAGCACCCGGAGCGGUUCGAGCAAUGCCCCCAGGUUCUGUGCAGAGAGGGGCUGCUGGACCUGGCUUACUGGGAGGUAUCAUGGAGCGGCGGCGCCGACAUCGGCGUUACUUACAACAACAUCUCCAGAGACGGAGACACGGCGAGCUGCCUGCUGGGUCACAACCACCGGUCCUGGAGUCUGGAGUGCUCCAACGGGUUCUACACGCCGUGCCACAACAACAAGAGAUUCCAGUCCUGCUCGCCUGAACCCUUCAGCAACAGGGUCGGCGUUUACCUCAACUGCCCAGAGGGGACGCUCUCGUUUUUCUGCGUUUCCAAGGAUGCGAUGGUUCACCUGCACACCUUCACCUGCACCUUCACGGAGCCGCUGUACCCCGGGUUCUGGGUGUGGGCCAGCGACGGCUCGGUGACUCUGUGUCAGGUGGAGCUGUGCUGGGAACGUCUUCUGAAGUGAGACUAACGGUGCGACUGAAGGACUGCUGACGAUUUCCAAACUGUCAGUCUUCUGCUGCAGCUGAGUGAAUGAUGCGGGCAUUAACCGACAUCUUCUUAUGAAGGACACAAUAUGUAUGAACCAAGGAAGUGUUACUUUAGAAAGAUUUCAUGACAAAGACUAAAUGAACUCUAUAAAAAUUUUAUAUUUAAGUGUAA